AUGUCCGCAGCAGAGGCAACACACACAGAGAAGGCGGCGGCUGUGGACGAGGACGCCAAAGCCACGUCUGCGAUGACGUCGUCGAAGGAGGCGUCUGGAAAGACCCUGUUGCCAUUGAGUCUCACACCGGCGGAGAGGCACGGUCUGCUCAUGGUAGUGGCUGUGGCGCUGCUUCAAGAGGUGCACUCCAAUGUGGUCUGUGGGGCCCUGGUUGGUGCGGCGUCUGCUGCCAUCGUCUACAACCAGCUUAUCCGUCUGCGCAGGAGUCCGUAG
Messenger RNA from Leishmania mexicana MHOM/GT/2001/U1103, 273 nucleotides. RefSeq lists its product as hypothetical. The transcript has a single exon. The record is from RefSeq and is a predicted model, not a curated record. Lineage: Eukaryota; Euglenozoa; Kinetoplastea; Trypanosomatida; Trypanosomatidae. The coding region runs from base 1 to 273 and encodes 90 amino acids.